Molecule: messenger RNA, 1653 nt
Organism: Clonostachys rhizophaga
Lineage: Eukaryota; Fungi; Ascomycota; Sordariomycetes; Hypocreales; Bionectriaceae
Source: the annotation of a GenBank genome assembly
AUGUCGCAGAGGAGUCCUGCGACGCCCCAUGGUUCCGGUUACCAGACUCCUGGGUCGUCGAUUCGGGAGACGUCGACGAGCAAUCCAAAUGCGCCGCACCAGCCUGACAGUGGCAUUGGCGCUCCGAAAUACAGCAGCGGGUUCCAUGCUGCCGAAGACUUGAGACAGCAACAAGUCCCACCAAGACUUCUGGGUGUCCAUAAUAUACUGAACCCAUCAGAGCCUCAGUCGAGAGCUCACGAGGGCAGACCUUCUGGGGACAGAAUCAGCGUCUUCACCGGCCAUCCGGAUCAUGCGGCUUCUGGUUCUGCUUCACACCCAAACACUCCUAUUGGGCCUGGGGCACCGCUGCCCCCUUCGAUGCUGCACGAACGAAACUCGCCAGCCGUGCCUUAUUCCCACUCAACGGAUAAUCGACCGGCUCCCAGCCCCAAAGGCCCGGGUCUGAAGAGUAUUGGGAUGGGGGGAUUCCCGCCAAGGGAAACGGAUCCAAGAGCGCAUGGCCUGGCUCCCAGCAUUUCUCCUGCGAAGCGUCGCCGAGAGGAUGAUGGUCCAGAAGAUUACAGACCGCAUGUCCCAAAUCGGAGUCACCCGUCAAGUGUUCCGCAUACACCAAAUCUACCUGCUGCCGCCGCGAUUUCCCGGUCAUAUUCGCAACCAAUGGCUCAACCACAGGGGGGACCUCACCAGCCUCCUUCCGGAGACGCCCUAGACGCUCCAUCGAGAGACGCACACGGCUAUCCCCAACCUUCUCCUGCCCACGCCCAUUUUCAGCCAGGUCCCUAUGGAGGACGAUCAUUCUCCGCUUCAGCUGUCACUGGCCCACCUCUUGACGAGCCUACCUGGCCCGAAUCAAUGCGUCGAUCAAGUCUAGGGGCGCAGAUAAUGGCAGGUGAUGGCCAGCAAGCAUUCAUAUCUCUUCCUGGUAGCGACGCCCCAAUUCCGAUCCACGUAGAUUACUCGCAGGCAUCGAAGAAGGCAGACGAGAAGAGACAACGGAACGCAAAGGCGUCGACUCGCCACCGCCGGAAGAGAAAGGCGAUCCAGGAAGAGAACGCCAGGCAGCUUCAAGAUCUCAAAGAGAGCAGGGAAGAUAUGGAGCUGAAGAUCGAAGAGUUGACAGCCCAGCGAGACUUUUACAGAAGGGAACGAAACCGGCUGCGCGAGGUCGUCGCUCGAACACCCUCGAUCGCUGAACACGCCGCAUCGGCACCUAGCCCCACGUUAACGCCGGCACGGGUGGGAUCGUACAGCCCUCGCCACAGUGCCCGAAACAUCAGAGAAUACAGCAGUGAAGCCUCGUCUAAUGAAAGGCCAGCCCGGCGUCAAAGGAUCGAUGACGGCUCUGAAAACUCUCUGGCAUCGCUUGUUGGUGCCCCUGGAACCCCCCUUGGGCAGGUCCCGAAUCUUGGUCCAGGAUUUGGUGCUCCAUCUCGACCCCAUUCGGCGGCAUCGUCAUCGGCAGGCGGAGGAGAGCGACUGCCGCCUUUGCGAACACACAUCGAUGGCCCACCCCCGAUGCUCCAUGGCCAGCCUGGGCAACCUCAUGAACAGGACCCUAGAACUGGCCAGUGGAUCCCUAUACAACCCCGCCACAUUGAAACUGGUUGGGCAACAGGUGGCCGUAAGCUGAGCGACGGCCCGCCUCGGUAG